AUGUCACUGAAGGAGAAGACAAUGCAGUAUGAACUUGAUUGUAAAGAUCAUGAUAACAACGUUGAAUUGGUCGUACAAUCACUUGUAAUUGAUGCGUUCACGCAGCUACGAGACUUGUGGCAAACGUUUGGACUAUCUGAGCAAGAUCAGCUGCAACAGAAGGAGCUCAUGCUUGAUACCAUAAAAAAAAGCUGUCAAUCUACAGUGAGAACAUGGCGCAAUGAAGUUGAUCACGCAAAAGGUCGAGUGACAGAGCUGGAGAAAGAGGUGCAGACCAUCAAAGCGCAGUUCCAAGGCAACAAGUCCACAGGUUGGUGUAUACAGUCAUUGGACAAGUUGUGCAGUGGCACUCUUCGCGAUAGAGCUGCAGCGCUUGAAAUGGAGCUCAAGUUUCUCGAGAGUGUUCGUACAAGUCGGUUGACUGAAAUUGACAAGCUAAGAAACCAAUUACGCUUGAUGGACAAGAAACUGGGCACCACGUCUACACUGCCUGCAGGUAUUUCCAAGCUCAGUGAAGAGUUCAAAGUAGCUUUGCAGGACCUGGUUAAAAGCAGGUCACGUGAAGUGCACACACGAAGAGCUGCCUUACUGGAGGCUGUAAGUGAGUGUGUGCAACUCGCUCGAGAGCUCCAAAUUGGAGCUGAAAACACUUUUGAAGCAGAAAUCAAUGCUCGCUUAAAGGAGAGAGAUUUGUCGACCAGAAUGCUGCAGAAGAUUUCGCGAAGGACUGUGGAGCUUCGAGAGAUGAAAGUUAGACAAGAGGCGUGUUUGGCGGAUAUGCUAGGGCAAAUUCGCGAUCUAUGGCAGGAAUUAAAAAUAUCGGACGAAGAGCAGGAACGUUUUCAAAUGACCAUCCAUGGAGUUGGUAAAGCUGCACUCGCGUCGUGCGAGGCCGAGUUGACAAGACUCCAACGUCACCACAAGCGAUUUUCUGCGACUGCUGUCCAGGUUGCGAACCUGCGUAACACCAUCACAGAGUACUGGGACCUGCUAGGAUACGACCCCGACCAGCGCAUUCCGUUUACUGCUAUGAUGACGACUCCGGACACGGAGCUAUCCUACAGGAUCUUUCGUGCCCAUGAAAAAGAAGCGGAGCGGCUUAAACGUCAUGUGUCUGCCAUGAAGUUUCUCACUCACUAUGUUGUCAAGCGCGAGGAAAUUCUGCAAGCUCGCGCGGAACAUGGCGUUCCGGACGAGCGAACACGCCUUCAUAUUGAACGGGAGUUGCCAAGGUAUACCGCAAUGUUGCUGAACCGGAUCGCGAAGUGGGAAAAAGAGACUGGUGUGGUCUUCCGCUGGAACGGCGAGCCGUAUCUAGAGCAUAUGCGCAUGGAAGACCAUAAGUUCGAAAAACAGAGAAACAAAAUCAAGCAAGCUCAGCCACAGCAGGCGCAAAACAGUUCACUCUCAUCGGGUGGGCCUAACAAUCGAAGGCGCCGUCUUCAGACUAAUCGCCACUCGAUUCAGGAUUGCGCACCCCCACACAUUUCUGAAAUGGAGGAGCAGCUUCAACAUCGUCGUUCCGAUCCGCAAGCUCUGGAGCGCCCCCGAUGGCGAAAGUUUAUCCGGAGUACGUUCUCAAAACACGCCAAUUCGUAG
Peronospora farinosa is the source of this 1599-nucleotide messenger RNA. The record is from the annotation of a GenBank genome assembly. NCBI's taxonomy places the organism in Eukaryota, Oomycota, Peronosporomycetes, Peronosporales, Peronosporaceae.